Messenger RNA from Xylona heveae TC161, 1028 nucleotides. RefSeq names its product putative signal peptidase complex component. Lineage: Eukaryota; Fungi; Ascomycota; Xylonomycetes; Xylonales; Xylonaceae. The transcript has 3 exons. Gene Ontology annotation, biological process: protein targeting to ER. The record is from RefSeq and is a predicted model, not a curated record. Gene Ontology annotation, cellular component: membrane; signal peptidase complex. The coding region runs from base 112 to 804 and encodes 230 amino acids.
AACAACGACAACAGUAAUCACACUUUGAGACGAAUUUGCGCCAGUUCGGAAUAUAUUUACGAUUACUAGACCUCUCGAUUGCUUUGAAUAUCAGGGCAGAAUAUACCAUCAAUGGCGUCCGGCGCUGGUUCAAAAAUUGCAGUGUAUUCUUUGAGUGACCUCAAGAAUACCACUGACGAUGCGCUCCCAAACUACCUCAAUUCCCUGAAAUUCAAACAGUCACAUUAUCUGAGCGAUGUACGAUUAGCUUUGGGGUACUCAGCUGUUGCGAUUGCCGGCGGAACAUUCUACUUUGAUUACACGCUCGGGUUCGAGAAGACAAAGGGAUACACGUUAUGGGCGGUGAUAUUGUAUUUUAUAUUGAAUUCUGUCUUUACAUACUGGAUCUGGGCAGUGGAACGCGGCACAGUCUAUGUGGGCGAGUGGAGAGGGACACAGGUCAAACUACAAUCUCAUGUUAAGAAGCAUACACCAGUGUACGAUCUGGCGGUCCAAUAUAAGCCCCCAAAGGCGUCGUCAAAGGCGGGAAGCGAGUGGAAAAGGGUCGAGACCUCAGCGCCUUUCAACACUUGGUUUUCUGCAGAUGGAGCUUUUGUCGCCAAGCGUUUCCAACAGUGGCUUGCCACCGAGAUACCGGUGAUCGGACAAGCUGAUCCGGCAAGCGCGGGCAAGGCAAGCAAUGAGAGCUCCUCUGUGGAUGUCCAGCUGAAUGCUCUACGGGCCACAGAGCUUGCUGGCCUGGACGCAGCGGCGCACGGAGAUAAGUCAAAAAAGUCGAAUAAAAAGGGAAGGAGCCCGCGGUAGGUAUUGCAGGGCUUGACCAGGCCGGUUUACAUUCUCGCAUUGUACGAUCCUAUUUAGAUGGCAUUAUACUUUGAAAAGGAUAUCAGUAUGCUUUCUUGGGAACAUAAUUUAUUUUUUCCCCUUGACACGGUGGCAAUAGUGGACAAAAAUGAAUAUUUUGGUAACUGAUGAGGUUAUGACCAAAACAAAAUGGUAUAAUGCAUAUUUUCAUAUGAUCUUUGGGC